AUGGCCGUGCCCAGUUCGGUGGCAUGGUCCGACAUGGCAGUCCCCUCGGACAUUUUGGAAACGGCUCAUAGUCUCCUGCAGUAUCUGAGGGUGAUUUCACCAAUUGCUCUCUUGUUGGCCUUUGUGGUCGCCUUCAUUAUUAGUUCAAUAUUAUCUGCCAGGCAGUUAACACCAACCACCACACCAGCAUGUGGUCCCGGAGGACGUCCGCUACCCAAGCGGACACGGAGUACGAUGGCUGUAAUGAGAAACAACCAGAACGUCUCUCCUCGAUUUCGAGUCGUCUUCCAAUGGCUCUCGACAGCUGUUUUGCUGACCUUUAUUGUUGAUGCUGCGGUUAACGUCACUCAUGCUAUACUUGACCGCUCCGAACACUGGUGGCGAGGCCAGGCAACGGUGAUCUACAUCGUUGGCUGUUUCUUUGUACAUGCCUUGGUUUUGAUCUCUCUAGUUGAUGCAAAGCCAUCACCCCAAGGGACCCAAUUCGCUACAUGGUUGUUGGCCAUUCCUCUCGAUGCCAUGAUAUGGGCAGCUUCUUUAAUCAUAUACACCAAUCCGCACCGCGAGCCAAUCGUAGGAGAUCCCCGAGGUGGUCCUUGGAGAAACGGCAUGACUGGAUGGGAAGGUAUUGAGGUCGCGUCGAAUGGAAUCCGCGUCGUCACGCUCUUGGCACUCGCUUUCCUCUACAUUAUGUCGACAAGUCAGAGCUCACAUGGUCGCAAGGCUGAUUCACGCUUGGCCGGCGAUGUUGCCGAGACCAGGGGUCUGCUGAGCGAGGGAGCUGCAGGUACUAACGGAUCUGCAUAUGGUGCGACACAUACCAAUGGGCAUGCAUCACCACCACAAAAGCCGGUCGAUCCGUGGGUGCGACCGUCAACCGUGCCCUCGACUAGCUGGUGGGAGUAUCUUAGUGGAUAUUCCCUUUUCUUCCCCUAUCUCUGGCCGUCCAAGUCUCGCAGACUCCAAUUUAUAGUUGUCAUCUGUUUUGGUCUUAUUUUGCUGCAACGAGUCGUCAAUGUGUUGGUACCUCGCCAAGUUGGCAUUAUCACGGAUAUUUUGGCAGCUGAGGAAGGUGAAGCAAUGUCAAUACCGUGGUUCCAGAUCUUUCUGUACAUCUUUUACCGCUGGUUGCAAGGCAACCAGGGCCUCAUCGGAUCUUUGCGGUCUAGUUUGUGGAUACCGGUUAGUCAGUAUUCCUAUAUGGAACUGUCGACAGCCGCAUUCGAGCACGUACAUAGCUUGAGCUUGGAUUUUCACUUGGGUAAAAAGACUGGAGAGGUCCUAUCGGCCUUGAGCAAGGGAAAUUCGAUCAAUACUUUUCUUGAACAGGUCACUUUCCAGGUUGUGCCUAUGUUAAUCGAUCUCGGUGUUGCAAUUGGCUAUUUCCUUGUGAUCUUCGAUCCGUACUACGCCCUAGUGGUGGCUAUCGUCACAUUUUGCUACCUUUAUGUGACUGUUCGCAUGGCUCAAUGGCGUGCUGAGAUUAGGCGCCAGAUGGUGAAUGCGUCUCGUCAGGAGGAUGCUGUUAAGAACGAUUCCAUGGUAUCUUAUGAGACAGUCAAAUAUUUCAAUGCGGAAUCCUAUGAAUUCGAGCGGUACCGAGGCGCUGUCCGCGAUUUCCAGAAGGCCGAGUACCACGUGCUCUUCUCGCUGACCUUGAUGAAUACCAGUCAAAACACCGUCUUCAUGCUGGGUCUGUUAGUGACGUGUUUCAUUGCGGCCUACCAGGUGUCUACAGGGGAACGCAAAGUUGGCGAUUUUGUGACUUUAUUGGUCUACAUGACUCAAUUACAAGGGCCUUUGAACUUCUUUGGGACUUUUUACAGAUCCAUUCAGUCGGCGUUGAUCAACUCAGAGCGCAUGUUGGAACUUUUUAGAGAACAGCCAACGGUCCGCGACGCUCCCAACGCGAAGCCACUGACUCAUUGCAAUGGCGAAAUAGUUUUUGACAACGUCCAUUUUGCGUACGACAACCGCAAGCCGGCCCUGAAUGGACUGACAUUUGAAUGUCGCCCAGGCACAACUACUGCUUUGGUUGGAGAAUCUGGCGGCGGUAAAUCCACAGUGUUCCGUCUGCUCUUCCGGUUUUACGAUGCUGAAAUGGGUACCAUUCGCGUGGACGGCCAAAAUGUUCGGGAUUUGACUAUCGACUCAUUGCGUCGCCACAUUGGUGUUGUACCCCAAGACACCGUCUUAUUCAAUGAGACCUUGAUGUACAAUUUGAAGUACGCAUGCCCGGACGCGACUGAUGAGCAGGUCUAUGAAGCCUGUCGCGCAGCUAGCAUCCACGAGAAGAUCCUUGGAUUCCCCGACGGGUACCAGACCAAGGUAGGAGAGCGCGGUCUCCGAUUAAGUGGUGGAGAGAAGCAGCGUGUGGCUAUUGCUCGUACAAUAUUGAAGAAUCCCCGCAUAAUCCUUCUGGAUGAAGCAACCGCUGCGCUUGAUACGGAAACCGAGGAGCAAAUUCAAGAUGCCUUGGCCACCUUAUCAAAAGGGCGUACUAUGCUUGUUAUAGCCCAUCGACUUAGCACCAUCACGGAUGCCGACCAGAUCUUGCUUCUGAACGAUGGACAAGUUACUGAACGUGGUACUCACGAUGAACUCCGAGAUUUGAAUGGCCGCUAUGCCAGCUUAUGGCGCAAACAGAUACGUGCGCAAAGGGCUGCAGAGCUCCGUGGUGCAAAGACGUCUGAUGAUAGCUCUAGUCAAUCAGAGGAGGAAAGAAGUGCUGAACCUGGCCGAGAGCCAUCUGCUCGACGUUCAAGUUGAGCCUCUGACGGCCACAAUCCUCAUCAUUGAUCUUAUACAAUAUGGCUGGUUGGCAAUUUUUCGCCGUCUUCAACUCAGCAUGGAUGCUUUUUUUCUUGCUUACUUUCCCACUUGUUCUUCCCUCUUAAUACCUUUGAUACCUUUUCUGCUAUGCUUUGUUCUUACGACCUCACCUUCGCAUAAUGAGCCGUAGUAUGGUCUUGACUACUUACAUGGAUUAUACCAAAUUUGACCAUAUGAUGCCUGACUUUCCGAGUGUAUACGUGUUUCUCAUACCCUGUUACCCAUGUUGAUCCCCUCGAACGUCCCUUGUCACGAAUUGCAUUAAUAGUUGGCGUGGUGUCUAUGACUAUCGCGUCAUAUCACUCUGGAAAAAGUAUAUUCUUGGGUUGUAAAUAGAUUUCAUAUCAUUUUGUCACUUGGUAUCAGCAAUGAAUACAGUGUCAACUCAAUAAUCGGAUUUUUUAUUGCUCGUCUCCUAGGAUUCGGUAUUAUCAAUUGCUAUAUUCCUUCCCCGAAUCGCUAGCGGUUCAAG
Talaromyces stipitatus ATCC 10500 is the source of this 3304-nucleotide messenger RNA. Its product is annotated as vacuolar ABC heavy metal transporter (Hmt1), putative. Lineage: Eukaryota; Fungi; Ascomycota; Eurotiomycetes; Eurotiales; Trichocomaceae. The transcript has 3 exons. Gene Ontology annotation, molecular function: ATP binding; ABC-type transporter activity; ATP hydrolysis activity. Gene Ontology annotation, biological process: transmembrane transport. The record is from RefSeq and is a predicted model, not a curated record. Gene Ontology annotation, cellular component: membrane. The coding region runs from base 1 to 2769 and encodes 922 amino acids.